AUGGAGAAGGAUUAUAAGACUGAGUCAUCGUCAUCUUCCUUGGCUCUUCAAAGUUCUUCUGAGACAUUGCUUUCUAUUCAGCUAUUAGAUUUCAAAACAAGUUUACUGGAAGCAUUGGAAGAAUUGCGUAUGAGAAGGGAAGCAGAAACUCAAUAUGAAGAGCAAAUUGGUAAAGUUAUUGUGGAGAUACAAGACCUUAAGUGGCAAAAGGAAACUCUUCAGAAUCAAAAGGAAACAUUAGACAAGCAACACAAAGAAGCAAUGACAGUUUUUAAAAAGCAGUUACAAAUGAAGAUGUGUUCCUUAGAAGAAGAAAAGGGGAAAUAUCAGCUUGCUACAGAAAUAAAAGAGAAAGAAAUAGAAGGAUUGAAAGAAACAUUAAAAGCAUUACAGGUUUCUAAAUAUUCUUUACAGAAGAAAGUGAGUGAAAUGGAACAAAAGGUUCAGUUACAUCUUCUGGCUAAAGAAGAUCAUCACAAGCAAUUGAGUGAAAUUGAGAAAUACUAUGCCACGAUAACAGGCCAAUUUGGAUUGGUCAAAGAGAAUCAUGGAAAGUUAGAACGAAAUGUACAAGAAGCAAUACAGAUAAACAAAAGAUUGGCUGCUUUAAAUAAAAAUCAAGAAUCUGAAAUAUGCAGUUUAAAGAAGGAACUAAAAAAAGUAUCUUCAGACUUGAUAAAGUCCAAGGUCACAUGUCAGUAUAAGAUGGGAGAAGAAAACAUCAACGUAACAAUUAAAGAACAGAAAAUUCAAGAACUUCAAGAACAACUCAGUAUGGAAUUGGAAUUAAAUAAGAAUAUUAAUGAAGAGAUUGCCCAUAUUCAAGAAGAAAAGCAGAAUGUCAUCAUUUCUUUUCAACAUAUGCAGCAGUUACUUCAGCAACAGACUCAAGCUAAUACUGAAAUGAAGGCAGAAUUGAAGGUGCUAAAAGAAAAUAAUCAGAUCCUUGAAAGAGAUAAUGAGCUGCAAAGGGAGAAGGUAAAAGAAAAUGAAGAAAAGUUCCUUAAUCUUCAAAAUGAGCAUGAGAAAGCACUAGGAACUUGGAAAAAACAUGUUGAAGAACUUAAUGGAAAAAUUAAUGAAAUUAAAAAUGAAUUCUCAUCACUUAAAGAAACUCAUAUUAAGUUACAAGAACAGUAUAACAAAAUAUGUGAUCAGCAAAUGUUUGAGGAAGACAAGAACUUACAGAAUGUUCCACAAGUAAAUAAUGAAAACAGUGAAGUGUCAGCUAAAAAAGCAGAAGACACCAUCCUACAAAAAUCUAAUUCUGGGCAAGAAAUAAGAGAAGAAAAUAGCAUGAGUCUUUGUUCAGAAACUGAAUGCAGAGAAAGGGAAGAAAAGAAAGAAUGCCCACCUAUAGGAGAAAUUAUUGUGCAAGAUUUACUACUUCUUGAAAAAUACUGCAAGAAUGAAAUUGGUAGUGAUGUACCUCAGGAUGAAAAUCAAAAUGAAAUCUCUCUAAGCAAAACAGUCUGCAUAGAUAAAGAAUUAAUUAGUCAAGGGCAAACCUUGAAUGUUACAGACCUUAGGAAGUCAGUUACUACAGAAAUUAUAGACAAGGUGUGCUUGGAAAAAAACAAUGGAUAUACAGAAUUGAAAUCACAAAACAGCCUUUUCUUAGUGGCUGAUAUAGCAAUAGAAACCAAAAUGAUUCAUGUAGAAAGUACGGAAGGAUUAGAUCAUCACCAUCCAGAUUUACAUCUGGAGGUUGAAAACAACAGAAAACCAUUUGACAAUAUUUUAAAUGAGUUGGAACACAAUAUAACUCAUAAUAAAUAUGUUUCUGAAAAUGAACCAUUCAAACAGCAAUUUAGAUUGCUUCCAGACACUCAAGAAAACUCUAAAGAGAGGGAAAUUAUAAAUACUGACCAAAAAGCAGAUUCAUUUCAAGAUAUAAAAGAGUAUCCUGUUCAGUGUGAGAAAUGUAGUUUACAGGAUUCAAGAAGCAUUAUGUCAUUAGAUAAACAAUGUAAAAUGAAACAAAUACAACUCUUAAGUAAAAAAAGUGAAUACAGCAUAUUGCCACUUAAACAAACUUCAGAUUUUCAGCAAGUCUGUAAUGAUACUUCACAACAAGAUGAACUGAAUAUUCCCUGUGACAUAGCAAACAAUUACCUGAUGUCAUCUGUUGUUUUCAGUGAUAAUUUGAAACUUCUUGAAAAUUCAGAUAAAAAUGUUAAUAUUGUGCCUAUGUUGGUAAAACCCAAGUCAAGUCCUAGACAAAGAACUCAUUGGAAAAAUUUGAAUGAAAUGCAGAGCAGUCAAUUUAAGGACUGUAUAGGAUAUGUAGAGAACAAUAACAUGAGUAUUCCUCAUUUUCAGACUAAUGGUGAAAAUAUACAUUCUCCACAGGCCAAAGAUAUGAAAACUGCUGUUCAAAGGAAAACUACAGCAAUGCAGUUUUCCAGUAAGAAUCAGACUGAUGAGGAUCAGAUAACAGAAGACACAAAAAUGAAUGCUAAUGAAAGACAGCACUUAUUGUUAAAUAAUACAGAAAAAACAGAGUCAUUAAACAACACUGAUUCAGAAAAAAUUUACAUUGAAGGACAGCAGGAAGACUCAUGUUCAUUUCACAUAAAGUCAUGCAGAGAUUUAGUAAAUAGAGGUGGAAGGUCAGCCUUUGAUCUUUCAACUUCAGAUAAAAAAACUGAGAAAACUCCAGUAUACUUGAAAUUUUUAGAUCCUGGUACUUGGUCAAAAGUAAAUCCAAUGGCAAGUAAAAUAGUGAGCACUUCAGCUUGUAGCAUUCUUUCAUUGCCAAAGGAAAGACCAGUUGGUCCAUCUGAAAACAAAAAGGUGGUUUCAGUGACACUUGGUAAAAACAUUGGUGUGGAUGAAGUUAGGAAGCAUGUUGAACCAGAUACUACCAGAAUUAACAGAGUUGCUGACACUUUGAAUAACUCAAGUAUCCACUCAGAUCCCAAGGGAGAGCCCAAUGAAGAGAGGAAUGCAAUUGCAAAGACUUUUUAUGGUUCUUCUUUUCCCACAGAACACGUAAAAACAAAGCCUCUGAGAUCAACUCUGCUACAAAGUCCUUUUCAGUCAAUCAAGAUGAAAGAUACUACUGGUUUGGCUGCCUCUUCCACUGAUGAAGAUGAAUGGCAAAACCUCUUAACAAAUCAAAUAAAUGAAAUUGAAAAGUUCCUAAAUUCAGAAAGUGACAACCAACCUAGAAAAAGAAAAGCAGAUGAAAUAUAGGAAGAAACAUGA
This is a messenger RNA of Chrysochloris asiatica (Cape golden mole), 3210 nucleotides long. It is a transcript of the gene CCDC73, whose product is annotated as coiled-coil domain containing 73. The record is from RefSeq and is a predicted model, not a curated record. NCBI's taxonomy places the organism in Eukaryota, Metazoa, Chordata, Mammalia, Afrosoricida, Chrysochloridae. The transcript is spliced from 17 exons.